Linum trigynum is the source of this 2124-nucleotide messenger RNA. The record is from the annotation of a GenBank genome assembly. Lineage: Eukaryota; Viridiplantae; Streptophyta; Magnoliopsida; Malpighiales; Linaceae.
AAUCCAUGAAAAAACAACAAAUCUUGUAAAAAAACAAACAGAAGAAACAUAGCCUCAGAAGGAAGGCAGUAGUGGUUUGUUAUGUAAUCAAACUAUUCGUCAUACAGACACAAUAUCACCAGUUCUCAUCACAGGCAAAAAAACCGAAAAUAUUGAAAACCCAGAUGGAAAGAACAGAUCUUGAAAUCGAAUUGAAAUGGCCUCAUAGAGAAGAUUAGGCGUAUCAACAUGGAUAAAAUUCAGACAUAUGCUUGUCAAUUUUCGAUAUUAAAUCAUCGGCCAUACCACAUCGCCAGAAAAAGAAUAAAACUUGGAUCUGGGUGUUUUGAAAGAAAGAAAGUAAUUGAAGGGGACUCAGAAUAUGGGUGGUGAUAUAUCAGAAUGGUCGUCAAGGCCUUUUACAGCCAUUACGAACAAAAUCAAUGAAUGAAUGAAUGAAUCAUUCUGAUAACAGUAUCUUCUACUAUAGUAAAGGAACUCACCUCACUAACACUAAGCACAUUGUUGCUGGGUAUCUGUGCUCGAGCUCGUUUUCCCUGUGAUCGUUUAGAUUUCAUCUUUCCAAUAACAAUAUCUUCUGUUUCCCUAUUGCUUGAUAUCGAAUUCACAGAUUCAUUACAGCCCUACAAGCAUAUGAAAGAAGACAGUUAGAACAUUGUGAUAGGUAAAUAAAUCAUUCACUGGGUUUUGUUCCCUGUUCUCUAAAUCUAAUAGCUAUCUUCCACCAUGAAAAGAGAAAAGGGUAACAAACAGAAAAUACCAAACUAAGAACUGUGCACUUGUUAACGUGGACAAAGAAACCAACACAAAUAAAUUCUGUUCAAAGUUCAAACCAAGAGGAAAAAGAAGGAGAAGAAAACAAAUAAUGGGAUGGAUGAAAAACCAAUCAACCGACAUUUCUGUGCAUUGUCGCAAUUAAUUACAGUGGUUUUCAACCCUUGUUCAACCCUUAUCAAAUUUCCCAAUUCCAAUUUUGUAGAUUGGUAAAUAGUACAAAUUUGAACAGAAUCCCAACUCGAUCUCUGUAGUUUUCUGAAGUAGGAAGCCCUGCCAGUGCUUUGAGAUAAUACUUGUCCACAACAUUAUCAUUCAGGUUGCUAGAAACAAUGGCAUCCAAAUUCCAAAGAGUAUUGAAUGCUUGAGCAUUUCUUCAUUUAACCCAGCUGGCCUAAAUUUCUCUGCUCUCAGAGCAACAUAGGAACUCAGAUGCUCGAAAUGGAAAACGAAGAAAUGCAACACAUACAUGAAAGCGGAGAUAAUAACUGGCAGAAUAGAUCGAGUGUAGAGAUAGAUUUAGGGAUGGAAGGAGCUUUGCUUCAACUUUGGAAUUGAGGCAUUGUCGCAAUUAAUUACAGUGGUUUUCAACUUUCCUCUUCCGAUUUCGGGUACGGUAACAACAACCCUAGAUCCAUACCUAACAAAUCUAAUCAACCCACCCAGCAUACUAGAAAACCCACGGAGGGCAAAGGGAUAAGUAGGUCGGUCGCCGCCUUGGCGGAGGUCCGACGGGAAGACAUGCGGUUGAUUCGACUUUCGAGAUUGAAUCCAAAAGAAACCGAUCAAGGAUAUGAAGAGGGAGGGAGAGAGUACCAGAACGACGGUGUGAGCUGGGAUGCGGAGGCCGGCGGAGGUGCGAAUCUGGAUUUUAGGUCAGGGGAAGCGUCGUCGGCGUCGAUCUAUGAAGCUCGGGACGUCUCUUGGUGUUGUGCAACGUCGAGAGGAACAGAAGAAUCGUUAGGUAUGGAUGAGGAAGAAGAAUCGCCGCCGGGUAGCGAGGGAAUGGUGCGGAUCUGGUGGUGGCGGGGACUGGAUGAGGAAGAAGAAUCGCCGCCGGGGGGAUAGCGGUGUGCGGUGAGGAAGAAGAAUCUCUGCAAAGCUACUCCUGCGUUGGUGGUGGGCGACCUUCAGUAAGAAUUAGCGGUUUGCGGUUUUGAACCGUAAUCGUGUGGUUCGGUCAAUCCAAACCGCGAACCACUAACAAUUAAAUGGUUAGUCCGCAAACGAAACCGAUAGUUAACGGUACGGUUUGGAUUGACCGUUGGAGCGGUUUGGAGUGGUUUGGUCAAACCAAUGCCCACCCCUAUGUUCAACUAAUUCGAGUGACUAUAAAUGGAAUAAAUUAAU